Molecule: messenger RNA, 645 nt
Organism: Rhizophagus irregularis DAOM 181602=DAOM 197198
Lineage: Eukaryota; Fungi; Glomeromycota; Glomeromycetes; Glomerales; Glomeraceae
Source: RefSeq, a predicted model, not a curated record
AAAUAUUCUUUUGCAUCUGAUAUUUAUAGUAUUGGCAUACUUAUGUGGGAAAUCUCAUCUGGACCACCACCUUUUAUUAAUAAACAUGAUUAUGAUCUUGCAAUAAAAAUAAUAAAUGGAAUGAGACCAAAAAUAAUACCAGGCACUCCUUUAGAAUAUAAAGAAUUAAUGGAACAAUGUUGGGAUGCUGAUGCAACAAAAAGGCCUGAUAUUUCUGCUCUUUCUGUUAAAAUAGCAGAAAUCUAUAGGUCAUAUUGUCAAAAUGAAAAUUAUGAACAGAUAAUCAACAUUACAAAUACUUAUAAUUCUCUAAAUACAAAUUUUAAUGUAAAUUCUAGCUCUACUAAUAAUUCUUUUUUUGAGAAUUCUAGUAAAGGUUCUAGUAACUGGAAUAAUAGUAGAGUUUAUAGUUUUGAAAAUUUACCUGAACCAAGGAAUGCAACAAAAGCUUAUCAUAGUAUACAAUUUGAUUUUAAUUUACAAGAUGGUUUGAUUAUUGAUGAAAAAGAUUUAACUGUUAACCCUAAUAAAAAGGUCAAUUCAAAUAAUAAUGAAGAAGUACAAUAUCAUGAAAUUGGAUACCAAUAUAUGCAAAUAAAUUAUACUACGAGUAAGAUGGAUCUUAACUAUUUACUAAAUUAAAGC